GAUGGAGGGAGAAUUCUCUCCGCCAUUGCUGCCUGGUUAGGUUAGGGUAGGGUUCUUGCCUUUUCUUCUCCUAGGCCGGCCGGCGAUGGAUGCUACGGCGAGAUUCCGAAUGGGAAGAGCUUCGGUUUUGAAGAUGAAUUCUGGAGAGCCGGACUAGGAGGCUUGGGCCCAACAUAAUAACUCCGACGACCUACCUCCGGUCCUUCCACCUCCGCUACGGCGGCGAAUUCAGGAUUGAGGUGUUUGAGUUUGCGGUUUGGAGGCGUGAGAUUUGACUGUGCUGCGGUGGAGGAGUCAGAACUGCGAAUUGCUUGUUUUGUCAGUUAUGGCUGUUCGUCAUUGUUUUACUGUAUUUUGAACGCGUGGAUUGAUCAUCGGCGUUUGAUUUUGCCGAGUUAAGUUGUGGAUUUUACUUUAGAGAUUUAUUACUAUAAAAUUAAAAAUGGCGAUCUUCCUUAGUUUUCUGGUGAUUGAUUUAUUUCGUUUACUGUGUGCGCCGGAUUUGGAGUGACAGUCAGGUCAGUUUUUGGAUGACUGCAAGGGCAUAAUAGUCAUUUCACUUGCGGCUCAGCUGAGAGCCGAAGCCGAUUGAGCCAUCGGCUCGAUACUUACCAUACUGGACGGACGGACGUCCUCUGUUUGGCAGUUGGCAAACGCAGCGGCGAAUCGGAAUUGCUCUCGGUUGCUCCGUCGAAGCCCUAAGAUUCCACCGCCGAAUCCUGCAUUCUACUGGUCCGAGACUUGUCUUUUGUGUCUUUGCGGUGCCGAUAAGAGUACCGAUCGGCGAUUCAGUUCUCUCCGCUUGUUUGUUUCUUGGUUUAUAAUCUACCAUGGCGGAUAAACAAGUUGUUAAGCGUGCAAAGUACAAGUCUUCAGUCAAGGAUCCCGGUGUCGCCGGCGUUCUCAAAAUGAGGAUAGAAAGAUUUGUGUUUGUGCCAAAUGAUCCUACAACAGCCACAAAGCUAAAUGUGGAGUUUAGGAUGAUAAAAGGUCAUAAGUUUACAAAGGAGGGUUCAAGUAAGCAGGCACUACUUAAUCUUACCCAAGACCAGGGGGUAAAUUACAUUUUUGAGUUUGAUAGCUUUGCUGAUCGAGAUGCAUGCCGGGAAUUUGUUGCCACUGCUAUUGCACAUCAUUCUGAAGCUGGAAGGCUGAUCAAUGAAAAGUCUGAUGUCCCAGUGAGCAAUGAACAACUUAGUAGAGCAGAAACUGAACGAAGAAUUAAACUACUUCAGGAGAAUAGUGAAUUACAGGCGCUUCACAAGCAAUUUGUAUUCGGAGGUAUACUGACAGAUGAUGAAUUUUGGGCUACGAGGAAGAAAUUGUUGGAGCACAGCGAUAGCCGAAAGCCAAAGCAGCGUGUGGCAUUAAAAAAUGAAAUGUGGAGCGUGAAACCAUUAUCUGAUGGUCAGUCCAACAGAGUGACGUUUAACUUGACACCAGAAAUCAUUCAUCAGAUAUUUGCUGAGAAACCUGCUGUACGCCAGGCUUAUUUAAAGUUUGUCCCAAACAAGAUGACAGAAAAAGAGUUCUGGACCAAGUACUCAAGAGCUGAAUAUCUUCACAGCACAAAAAACAUAGUUGCUGCAGCAGCAGAAGCUGCUGAAGAUGAAGAGCUUGCUGUUUUUCUGAAGCGAGAUGAUAUGCUUGCAAAUGAGGCUAGGAGAAAGAUCAGGCGGGUUGAUCCAACCGUAGACAUGAAAGCUGAUGAAGGUGAUGAUUACACACAUCUUCCGGAUCAUGGAUUACUUGGUGAUGAAACGAAGGAGGUAUUGGAAUCACAAUAUGAGCCAUAUCGUAGAUCCUUUGCACAAGAUCUGAAUCAGCAUGCUGCUGUUGUUCUACAGGGAAGGCUUGUAGAUGAGCUAGGAGAUACCAGGUCUGUUGCGGAGGCCCUUGCGAGGACUAAGCAAGCUGAGUUAUCUGAUGAGAUAUCCAAUAGGAAUUUAGAAAAAGAGCUAUCGGACAAGAUUUGUAGAAUGGCUGAGAUUGAAGAUCUGCAAGGGCCGCGUGAUCCUGCAGUUGCUCCUCUCAGCAUCAAGGAUCCACGGGAUUAUUUUGACUCUCAACAUGCACUAAAAGCAUUGGGAGAUACAGGUACAGGUGCAAUAUCAUUAAAAUCCAGCGUGAGCUCUUCCGAAGCUUAUGAUUCCUUAAGGGAUCUAGUCUCAGAAAUCAGAGGUACUGGAUUGAGUGACCCAAUAAUGAGUCACGAGGUUGCUCUUAAGGUCCUUAGUGGGUUGACCCAAAACAUCUCCAGCACAAAGUUUCAUCUCGGAAACAAUCCAAAUGAGAGUGUCCUGGACAGGUUGCCGAAAGUCACUAAAGAGGAGCUUUUACAUCACUGGACUUCUAUCCAAGAAUUACUGAAACACUUUUGGUCAUCCUACCCUAUUACAACCAAGUACCUCUAUACCAAGGUAACCAGAUUGAAAGAUGCAAUGUCCCAAGUUUAUCCAAAGUUGCAGGAGAUCAAGGAAUCUGUGCAGUCCGAUUUCAGGCACCAUGUCUCUCUUCUAGUUCACCCAAUGCUUCAGGCACUGGAUGCUGCCUUUGCACACUACGACGCGGAUGCACAGAGGAGAUCUUCCAAGAGUGGGGAAAAGCCAAACGGCUUCGCCUGAUGGAGUUAAGUUUCUCGGUAUGGUAUUCAACUCGGUAACUCUCUCCUGUCCAAAUGUAUGUAUAUUUUGAUCACAAAAUUUUGAUGCCGCAUAUUUUCUUGGAAGAGAAUCAUCAUCGUCAUUUACAUUACAUUUACAUGUGUUUUGCUGUGCUAGAUUUCCAUGUGUAAGCUUCUCACUGAUUUUGUGGGGUUCAUGCUAUCUAGUACUACCUCCUUUAUUUUUUUAUUUUUUAUUUUUAUUUUUGUAAUUAUUAUUCGGUUUAGUGAGAUAAUUUUUGUAGUGUUCUUUUUUAUUUUU
This is a messenger RNA of Andrographis paniculata, 2924 nucleotides long. Its product is annotated as general transcription and DNA repair factor IIH subunit TFB1-1-like. The coding region runs from base 831 to 2624 and encodes 597 amino acids. NCBI's taxonomy places the organism in Eukaryota, Viridiplantae, Streptophyta, Magnoliopsida, Lamiales, Acanthaceae. Gene Ontology annotation, biological process: transcription by RNA polymerase II; transcription by RNA polymerase I; nucleotide-excision repair. The record is from RefSeq and is a predicted model, not a curated record. The transcript has 22 exons. Gene Ontology annotation, cellular component: transcription factor TFIIH core complex; transcription factor TFIIH holo complex.